AUGGAAGGCUCCAAUGGCUUUGGGAUCGACUCCAUUCUCUCCCACCGCGCGGGCAGCCCCGCCCUUCCCAAGGGGGACCCCUUGCUUGGGGACUGCCGCUCACCCCUGGAGCUGAGUCCGCGCUCGGAGAGCAGCAGCGACUGCUCUUCACCAGCCUCACCAGGAAGGGACUGUCUGGAGACGGGCACCCCGAGGCCUGGCGGGGCAUCAGGCCCAGGUUUGGACUCCCACCUGCAGCCUGGGCAGCUCUCAGCCCCAGCCCAGUCGCGCACCGUGACCUCCUCCUUUCUGAUCAGGGACAUCCUUGCCGACUGCAAACCACUAGCGGCCUGUGCACCCUACUCUAGCAGCGGGCAGCCGGCCGCCCCUGAGCCUGGGGGCCGUCUUGUGGCCAAGGCUGGGGAGGACUUUAGAGACAAGCUGGACAAAAGUGGCAGUAACACCUCGUCGGACUCUGAGUAUAAAGUGAAGGAGGAGGGCGACCGCGAGAUCUCCAGCUCCCGGGACAGCCCCCCAGUGCGCCUGAAGAAGCCCCGCAAGGCGCGCACGGCCUUCACUGACCAUCAGCUGGCGCAGCUGGAGCGCAGCUUCGAGCGGCAGAAGUACCUGAGCGUGCAGGACCGCAUGGAGCUCGCCGCUUCGCUCAACCUCACCGACACGCAGGUUAAGACCUGGUACCAGAACCGGAGGACUAAAUGGAAGCGACAGACGGCAGUCGGGUUGGAGCUGCUGGCGGAGGCAGGCAAUUACUCAGCGCUCCAGCGGAUGUUCCCGUCGCCUUAUUUCUACCCGCAGAGCCUAGUUUCCAACCUGGAUCCCGGCGCCGCACUGUAUCUGUACCGCGGGCCCAGUGCGCCGCCGCCGGCCCUGCAGAGACCUCUGGUGCCCCGCAUCCUCAUCCACGGACUCCAGGGCGCCAGCGAGCCGCCCCCGCCGCUGCCCCCGCUGGCCGGCGUCCUCCCGCGCGCCGCGCAGCCUCGGUGA
Molecule: messenger RNA, 984 nt
Organism: Neomonachus schauinslandi (Hawaiian monk seal)
Lineage: Eukaryota; Metazoa; Chordata; Mammalia; Carnivora; Phocidae
Gene: BARHL1
Product: BarH like homeobox 1
Exons: 3
Coding region: 1-984 (327 amino acids)
Biological process (GO): regulation of transcription by RNA polymerase II
Cellular component (GO): nucleus
Molecular function (GO): DNA-binding transcription factor activity, RNA polymerase II-specific; RNA polymerase II transcription regulatory region sequence-specific DNA binding
Source: RefSeq, a predicted model, not a curated record